This is a messenger RNA of Euleptes europaea (tarantolino), 3431 nucleotides long. It is a transcript of the gene ZNF628, whose product is annotated as zinc finger protein 628. Gene Ontology annotation, biological process: regulation of transcription by RNA polymerase II. The coding region runs from base 69 to 3431 and encodes 1120 amino acids. The record is from RefSeq and is a predicted model, not a curated record. The transcript has 3 exons. Lineage: Eukaryota; Metazoa; Chordata; Lepidosauria; Squamata; Sphaerodactylidae. Gene Ontology annotation, molecular function: RNA polymerase II cis-regulatory region sequence-specific DNA binding; DNA-binding transcription factor activity.
UCCCGUCAACCCCUGCUGGAACGAAGCGGCGGGAAGGGCUUGCGGGCCAGCAGGUGAAGUCUGGUGCCAUGGUGGGAGCCCAGCAGCUGGAGAUGCAGGCAGCAGCGAUGCCGGCGGUGGCCCCAGCAGGAGGCGGUCCCGGCGGGAACAGCGGCGAUCACCAGUACGAAUGCCUGGAAUGCGGCAAGGUGUUCAAGUGGUCUUCACGGCUCAUCCACCACCAGAGGACUCACACGGGGGAGCGCCCUUAUAAGUGCUCCGAGUGCCCCAAGGCCUUUAAGGGCUCUUCGGCAUUGCUCUACCACCAGCGCGGGCACACGGGCGAGCGGCCAUACAAGUGCGGCGAGUGCGGCAAGGCGUUCAAACGUUCCUCUUUGCUUCAGAUCCACCAGAGCGUCCACACCGGCUUGCGCGCCUUCAAGUGCGCUCAGUGUGGCCUGGCCUUUAAGUGGUCCUCCCACUACCAGUACCACCUGCGCCAGCACACCGGCGAGCGCCCCUACCCCUGCCCGGCCUGCGACAAGGCCUUCAAGAACUCCUCCAGUCUCCGGCGGCACCGCCACACCCAUACGGGCGAGCGCCCUUACGUCUGCACUGUCUGCGGCAAGGCCUUCACCCAGUCCACCAACCUGCGCCAGCACCAGCGCGUGCACACCGGUGAGAGGCCCUUCCGGUGCCAGGACUGCGGAAAGACCUUCACCCACUCCUCUAACCUGGCGCUGCACUGCCGGUCGGCGCACGCCGCCCGCCCCUCCCACACCUGCGUCAUCUGCGGCAAAGCCUUUGCCUCGGACACCUACCUGCAGCGGCACUUGGAGACUCAUGCUGACGUCGCCCCUCCAGCGCAGCUUUUCCUCGAGGAAUCGACCGCCACGGUGGAGAUGCUGUUCCGGUGCAGCGUCUGUCACCUCACCUUCCCCCUCCAGGAGCAGCUGCUGACCCACCAGGAAGUGCACCUGGCCCCGCCAGAGCCGCUGCCACCGCAGCCCAUCCAGGAGGAGAGAGCUGUGGCAGCCUCAGCAGCAUCCCCUGUGAUCUUGUUGGCUUGCCCGGUGUGCAGCAAGACAUUCAAGAGCACGGCGGGCUUAGCGCGGCACCAGCAGAGCCAGCACUCUUCAGACCGCACGUACACCUGCGCGGUGUGCGAGCGCUCUUUCCCGGCCCUGGCCAGCCUGUUGGGCCACCAGCGUUCCCACCCCCCAGCAGAGCAGCGGCUGGAAGAGGCGGAGGUGACGUGCCCGGCGCAGGCCGAGCCGGUACCUGUCGCUGCGGUGGCAACGCCCCCGCCCCCCGAGCGACCCUACGUUUGCGGGGAGUGCGGGAAGGCCUUCAAAGGCUCCUCCGGGCUGCGUUACCACCUGCGGGACCACACGGGGGAGCGCCCCUACGCCUGCGGGGAGUGCGGGAAGGCCUUCAAGCGCUCCUCCUUGCUGCGCAUCCACCAGCGGGUUCACACAGGGCUGCGUGCCUUCACCUGCCCCACCUGCGGGCUGGCGUUCAAGUGGGCCUCUCACUACCAGUACCAUUUACGGCAGCACACGGGGGAACGCCCCUACGCCUGCCAGGACUGUGGGAAAGCCUUUAAGAACACGUCGUGCCUCCGCCGGCACCAGCAACUGCACACCGGGGAGCGCCCCUUUGCCUGCCCCACCUGCGGCAAGGCGUUCACCCAGACGUCCAACCUCCGGCAGCACCAGCGAGUGCACACCGGCGAGAGGCCCUACUGUUGCCGGGACUGCGGCAAGGCCUUCACCCACUCCUCCAACCUGGCGCUGCACCGCCGGACCCACUCACGGGAGCGCCCCUUCCAGUGCCCAGUGUGCGCCAAGGCCUUCGUCAUGGCCUCGUACCUGCAGCGCCACUUGCGUACCCACAACAGCCCGGAGACGCCCAGCCGUCCGGCCGCCCCCUCGCCUGCCGCCACGCAGGAGGUGCAAAUCGUCCCCAACCUGCAGGCUACUCUGAACGUAGAGCUGAGCAGCAGCCCGGCCCCGGCCAGCCCUCCUAACACACAGACUUUCCUGCUGGUGCAGACGGCACAGGGGUUGCAGCUCAUCCCGAGUGUGCAGCAGCAGCAGCAGCCCCCUCCUCCCCAGAGCUCGCCCCCCAAGCUCAUCUUGUUGCCCAGUCCCCCGGUGAUGCCUGCGGCGCCUGCUGCUCCGGCGAGCUUUACCCUGUUGCCGAGCACCCCCGUACUCCGGCAAGGUAAGGCCAAGAAGUCUGUGCCAUCCAUACUCCGGCAAGGCAAGGGCAAGAAGUCUGUGGCGCCGCCACUGGUGUCUGGCAGCCAGAACAUCAUUUUGGUGCCCGGCACUGCUGGGCCCAGCAUGCAGCCUCUCUCUCACAUUCAGAUCCAGAGGACCUCGGGGUUGCAGGCUGGUGGGCAGAACGUUAUCCUCCUCCAGAGCUUGCCAGAACAGCAAACUGGGACGGUGCACUUCCAAGCCAUGGCAGCUGUUGCGCCACCGACGGGCGCCCUCCAGAUUCAAGCCCUGCCGCAGUCUCAGCCGCUCCAGAGCCUGCCCGCUGCCCAUCAGGGCGGCACCCUGCAAAUCCAGGCUUUGCCUGCUUGCCAGCAGACUGGUACGAUCCAGAUCCAAGCCCUCCCACAUUCCCAACAGACAGGCAUCCUGCAGAUCCAAAGCCUGCCCCUCCCCCAGAACACUGUCCAGAUCCAAAGCCUGCCUGCCUCCCAGCCGAUGGGCACUGUGCAGAUCCAGAACCUGUCCGGUUGCCCGUCGACAGGCACGAUGCACUUGCAGACUCUUCAGCCUUCCCAGAAGGUGAACACCGUGCAAUUCCAGCCUUCCGAGGAGAUAGCCAGCAUCCAGCUUCAGACUCUGGGCCCGCCUCAGGAAAUGAGCGAGGUGGAAUCUGCUCUGUCCGGCUCCCAUGAGCUCUCUGGGGUCGAUCUGCAGCAUGGAUCAGAUGUAGAGGAGGAAAGCCAGAACCUCAUCGUGGUGCAGAAUUCUCCUGGAGACGAACUGCUGGGGCCAGGGGGUGAGGUGGAGAGCCUGGAGGGGGUGCAGGACGUGCACUUUGAGACGCUGCAAACCGAGGAGGGCGUGCAGAAUGUGUUGGUGCUGAGGGGCGCAGGGGGGGAGCAGACCCGCCUGUGCGUGCAGGAGGUGGAGAACAUCCAGACAGUGCAAGAGCUCCCCGGCCUCCAGUUGCAGGGUCCCGAGGGCGGCUCUGGUGCCGGGCAGAACCUGCUGAUUAUCCGCAAUGCCCAAGGGGAAGAGACUCUCCAAGUGCUGGAGAGCAUGCCGACGUUGCAGGUGAACAGCCCGCAGAGCGCUCAACCAGCUGGUGAAGGCGGCAGCGCCCCUCAGGUGGUGCAGCUUCUGCAAAGCCCGGUGGCUUCACAGGGCCUGCCCUCCAUCCAGAUUGUGCAGACGGUACCAAGCAUGCAGCUGGUCCACACCUUCUGA